Messenger RNA from Clunio marinus, 1665 nucleotides. Lineage: Eukaryota; Metazoa; Arthropoda; Insecta; Diptera; Chironomidae. The record is from the annotation of a GenBank genome assembly.
AUGGAGCAUUAUUUUCUGAAAUUCGGACACAAUUGUGAGCUUAGAGACGAUGAACUAAAAAAUCUUCUUAGUGAUAAAAGUAAACUCAAAAGAAAGCUUCUCAAAUGGACGACAAUCAAUGUUAAAUCAAACUUAACAUUGCAACACUUUAACAGUCACGCUGCCAUCGUUAAUGAUCGAAGAUUACAUUUUGAGAAUCAUUUGUCGACUAUUCAUCCAUUUUCAAACUUUAAAUGGUUUUGGGAGGUUUUUAUUGGUUUGGUGUUUCUAAGUGGAUUGUUUUACGAUCCUUUGAUGUAUUUAAAGUACGUUGGCGAAGAUCCCAGCGAAAGCGUCGGUAACCUCAUUAUAAUGAAGUUGAUCAAAAUAUUUUGUACAAUUGACAUGUUUGUCCGCUUCUUCACUGGAUACUUAGACCCAAAAAACUUUACGAUUGUUUUAGAUAGAAGGAAAAUCGCAAUGAGAUAUCUUCGGGGUUCCUUCAUAUUCGACUUUCUGAUAAACAUUCCACUCUUGGUUGCACUAAUUUUCCGUUUGGAUACUCAUGUUGCGAAAUAUCAUUUCAUCAAAAUUUUGACCUUACUAAGGAUUACUCGUCUUCCAACAUUCAUUCUCUAUAGUAAUCGCACGCUUGAACGAAUAGGAGUCGACGAUAAAUACAUGGAGAUAUUCAAACUUCUUUGUUACUGGUUGGUCUUCAUUCAUUGGGCGUCAUGUCUGCACAUCCUUCCUGGUUUAAUUGCUACAAACUUUCAAAAUAACAAUGAAAAUGCUUGGUACAAACAGGGAUUCUUUCAAAAUCGAAGUGAACUGGACAAAUAUAUAAUUUGCUUGUUCAAAUGCAUCAAAACUUUGAUGGGAACGGGUUAUGUGAAAGAGUUACAACCAACUGAAUAUUUUGAUAGAAUUUAUGGAACUUUAUUAAAUAUUGCUGGGCGUGUUGGACUUUGUAUCACUUUUGCUUACAUAUUUGAUAUUAUUCAAGGAAUGAAAAGUUCAACAUUGCGAUAUAAUCAAAUGAUGGUACAACUUUCUAAGUACACAGAUCAAAAUUGUUUACCAGAAGAAACCAAAAAUAAGCUUCGAAGCAACUACGAUUAUAUUUUUCGUAAAAGAUAUUUUAAUGAACAAGAAAUUCUCAAAACUUUACCCGCAUCGUUACGACAACAAAUUCUCGUUCACAAUACGCGACAACUGGUUGAAAACUCUCAGUUCUUUGAGAAUCUCCCAUCAUCUUUGGUAUUAAAAAUCAUUUCAUCGCUCACUCAAGAGUUGUUCUUAGAAGGCGAUGCCAUCAUUUCACCGGGUGAGAUUGGAACAGCAGUGUACUUUAUAGCUUCAGGUUCUGUUGCGUUUUGUUUGCCAAACGGUAAAGAAGUUUGUCACUUUACAGACGGUGACUACUUUGGGUUAGCAACAUUUUUCGCAGAUGAUUACCAACAUUUCGUAAAGGUCGUUGCGCUUGAAACGACGGAAUGUUACAAAUUAUACAAAAAAGAUUUUCAAAAUCUCAUUCAAGCUUAUCCCGAUCUAUUGAAGAAAGUUGAAGAACUUGCUGUCGAACGAAUUGACAUAGUUUUGAUGAUUGAAGAACGAGAGAAAAAUGAAAAAGAAUUUGCUUACAAAUCUAUCAAUCAAGAGAACAUUUCAAGCAACUCUGAGUGA